CAAAUCGUACUCGAUCUGCUCUUUCCUUUCUAUUUUGUUAGCCUUUAAACUAGAACUAAUGGCGUCUUCUUCAUCAUCUCACCAGCGAAAUCGGGAAUCAAAAGCUUUCUCUGGAAUUGGGCCUGCCGGGGAAAGGAGGAUGGUUUCUGAAUCUUCCAGAGUGUUUGAUGUUUUCAUCAAUCACAGAGGCCCCGAUGUCAAACUCACUCUAGCUACUCAGCUUUACAACUCCCUUAAGGACCUACAUAUAAACUCAUUUCUUGAUUCCGAAGAGAAGAAGCUUGGAGACUCAUUUGGCUCUACUAUUGAGACAGCCAUCCUUUCUGCAAAGGUACACAUAGCCAUCUUUUCCCCAAGAUAUGCAGAGUCACCUUGGUGUUUGGAUGAGCUUGUUCUCAUGCUACAAAUUGAUGCCAAAAUCAUCCCCGUGUUUUAUCAAGUGGAGCCAUGGGAACUCCGCCGCAUAGAAACAGGAGUAUACGCUGACGCAUUCAUGAAAUAUGAAGAGAAGGGUAGGUACCUGGAGAAGCUAAAGACAUGGAAGGAAGCCCUUCGGUCUAUUUCAUCUAUAGCAGGCGAAGAAUUUAACAGUUGCAGAGACUGCCAAUUCCAAGAAAUAGUAGAAGCUGUGCAGAAAGAAGUACAGAGGAAAACAUGCUUAUAUGUUGCUGACUAUCCAGUAGGGCUUCACAAGCUUGUGGAAGAUUUUGAAAGGCGCUUCCAUGAUGGACUUGUAGAAGAUAUGGAAAGCAAGUUUGGACUGAAGAAUGUGAAAAAUAAAGCGAAGAUGGUAGGCAUUUUCGGCAUGGGUGGAGUGGGGAAGACAACUCUUGCCAAAGAGUUGUGUAACCGGAAGAAAUCAGAUUACAUUAAAUCAAGCUUCUUGUUUAAUGUACGUGAAGCAGAUAUGACAGGUCAAUUACCUUCUUUGCAACUUCAGCUUCUCAAAGAUCUCUUCGACCAAAAAGAUUUCAGUUUUACAAGUCUAGAAGAAGGAGCAAGCCAUCUCAAAGAUUGUCUAAGGAGGAGCCCCCUUUUACACUUUUUAAUUGUUGUAGAUGACAUCGAUCUUGUAAAGCAGUUGGAUGAUUUAUUGGUCAUGGACAUCUUUAAAAAAUCUGGUAAUUGUCUGAUUAUUGUGACAACCCGUGCCCCAGGGGUGCUUAUAACUGCAGGGAUUACUGAUCGUUAUUGUUUGGAAGGAAUGGAUAGAAAUAAUGGAAGGGAACUUUUCUGUUGGCAUGCCUUCGACCAGUCUUAUCCAUCUAUUGGGUACGAGGCACUGGUUGAAGCCUUCGUAACCGUGUGUAAAGGAUUACCUCUAUCUCUUCAGGUUCUGGGUAGGCACGUUCGUAAUAGAAGUAAGAGUUAUUGGGACUCAGAACUGAUUAAAGCUAGUAAGAUGCUCCAUCGAGACAUAAAGCAGAGACUGAGAAUAAGUUUUGAUUCAUUGGAUGAUGAAGAAAAACAAGUUUUCAUGGAUGUUGCCUGCUUUUUUGUCGGCAAGCCGACGAGUGUAGCCACAGAAAUACUGAAGGGAUCAGGAUGGAAUGUUGACAAUGCAAUUGAAACACUCAAAGAUAAAGAAAUGGCAGAUGAGCUCAGCCCUCCUCAUCGCCUGUGGCGUCCUCAAGAUCUGAGAUCUUUGGAAUUAAGGGAUUUCAAAAGACUACAUACAAUUACCAAUAUCAGGUGUUUCCAAUCUGUUUUCAUCGAGUCCACGGGUUCUCAAUUUACCUUCUUUUUAGGGCAAUCAAAUAUUUGCUAUGAGAAGUCAGCUUCAUUACUAUGGCUACAGCUUGAGAACAAAUCCGGAGAACAACCAAGCAUUCCUUCAUGGAUUCAUCUUCAAAAUUUGCCGUGUUUGGAAAUCAAAGGUGGACGCCUAAAAAAGUUGUGGAAGAAUCACAGACAGGUAUUUUGA
Cryptomeria japonica (Japanese cedar) is the source of this 1924-nucleotide messenger RNA. Its product is annotated as disease resistance protein Roq1-like. The transcript is spliced from 4 exons. Lineage: Eukaryota; Viridiplantae; Streptophyta; Pinopsida; Cupressales; Cupressaceae. The record is from RefSeq and is a predicted model, not a curated record. Gene Ontology annotation, biological process: signal transduction; defense response. Gene Ontology annotation, molecular function: ADP binding. The coding region runs from base 59 to 1924 and encodes 621 amino acids.